Molecule: messenger RNA, 1587 nt
Organism: Arabidopsis thaliana (thale cress)
Lineage: Eukaryota; Viridiplantae; Streptophyta; Magnoliopsida; Brassicales; Brassicaceae
Gene: LOG5
Product: Putative lysine decarboxylase family protein
Exons: 7
Coding region: 536-1222 (228 amino acids)
Biological process (GO): cytokinin biosynthetic process
Cellular component (GO): nucleus; cytosol; cytoplasm
Molecular function (GO): cytokinin riboside 5'-monophosphate phosphoribohydrolase activity; hydrolase activity
Source: RefSeq, marked reviewed
GAAAAAGAAAAGAAAAAGAUAUACCUAACACACAAAGGUCUUAUGACAUCAUCACACCAACUUUGAAAAUGAAAUUAGGAACGAGAGAAUUGGAUGUUCGUUUCCAAAGAUGAUUAAUAAAUGAUAACUUCUUUCCCCUGUUUGAUUAUUAGAACUUAAGAGUUAUUUUUGGUUUUUGUCAAGUUUCCCUACCUCUGAAUGCUUUUAAGUUUCUUCUUGUAGUUUCUUUUGAAUUUUAAUUGAUCCUAAAGUGUUCUUUUCUUUUUAUUUAACCAUAAAAGCAACCACUCUUUCAACUAUUAAAAGGAAAAGGAAAAAAGCUUACUUGAUAACAAUUGGAUAUAUGGAACAGUAGUGUCUUUAUUGCUUUGUUUUGUCUAUAUAAUUUGUUGUCUCAUUGUCUAAGCUGCAUCACAAAGUGAAACAAGAAUGAGUUAGCUUGAACCACACGUUCAUCUUCCGAGAAAGAAACCUACUUUCUCUCAAAUCCACAAAAGAGAGAAAAAAAAGAAAGUAAACUGAUUUGGCUAAGAAAAUGGAAAUAGUGAAGUCGAGGUUCAAGAGGGUUUGUGUGUUCUGUGGUAGCAGCAGCGGAAAGAGAGAGUGCUACAGUGAUGCCGCCACUGAUCUAGCUCAAGAGCUGGUGACGAGGAGAUUGAAUCUUGUGUAUGGAGGAGGAAGCAUUGGUCUCAUGGGUUUGGUCUCACAAGCUGUUCAUGAAGCUGGAGGACAUGUACUAGGGAUCAUACCAAGGACUCUUAUGGACAAAGAGAUAACCGGAGAAACAUAUGGUGAGGUAAUAGCUGUGGCGGAUAUGCAUGAAAGAAAAGCCGAAAUGGCACGCCACUCGGAUUGUUUCAUUGCUUUACCAGGUGGGUAUGGAACACUGGAGGAGUUAUUGGAAGUAAUAGCAUGGGCACAACUUGGAAUUCACGACAAGCCUGUGGGUUUGUUAAAUGUGGAUGGUUAUUACAAUUACCUCCUCACUUUCAUUGAUAAAGCCGUUGAUGAUGGCUUUAUCAAACCAUCUCAGCGUCACAUCUUUGUCUCAGCCCCCAAUGCCAAAGAGCUUGUCCAAAAACUUGAGGCAUACAAGCCAGUGAAUGAUGGAGUCAUAGCUAAAUCUAGGUGGGAGGUUGAGAAGAAAGUGCAACAGCCGCAACAACAGCAACAAGUAGUGUUCUGUUCUAACACAAGCAUGCAGACUGAGAUUGCCCUUUAGACUUUUAGAGGGUCUUAUGGUUAAGAAUUGAUCAAUGUUUAGGGAUAUAAUUAUGAGAAAUAUUAAAGUUUGUUGUUUUCUGGGGUUUCUUUUGUCCCUCUUGAAGAAACCACCUGUAUCAAACUUUCAACAAACUGAUUCCACCAAAAUGCACAACCUGAAAAUAUCAGCACUGAAUCUUGGCCAAUUCUUUGUAGAAAAUGAACACACAAUCUCUUGUGCUGUAUACCAAAGAGUUCAUUCCCUCAAUUAUGAAGAUCAGAAAGAACAACACAAACCAUCACAAUGAUAUUUUGUGGUUGCAGCGGGAUCCAACUUUCCCCAAAUCUUACGGAGCAGGAAUAGGCUGUUCCAUUGGGUCGGAG